Molecule: messenger RNA, 1253 nt
Organism: Pyricularia grisea
Lineage: Eukaryota; Fungi; Ascomycota; Sordariomycetes; Magnaporthales; Pyriculariaceae
Exons: 3
Coding region: 308-973 (221 amino acids)
Biological process (GO): DNA-templated DNA replication; double-strand break repair via break-induced replication
Cellular component (GO): GINS complex
Source: RefSeq, a predicted model, not a curated record
GCCCACGAUCCUUCUGCACCUUUUCAUGAGAGUAAUUUUCACAUGUCGCCCGACAAAAGCUGACUACUCGCCCGGUUACACUUACUGAGUGACUGCUUCUAUCCAGUUACUUGCCUAAGGCACUUAUCCCCUAGGUAGGUAGAUAGAAGCUGUUUCAGCUGGAGUGGCGAUAUUCGGGGGUUCAAGGGAACAAGUCCGCCGCCGCAUCGGACGAUCCGAGCCUUGUUGAUUUUCUGCCCAAAAAAAUAUAAAAAAAAAAAAAAGAUUAAACUGGCGCCCCCUUGAGCCGCUCUCCCGCGUAUCUAGAAUGGAAAUCGACGAUAUCCUCCGCGAGGUUGAUCCCGACUUUGAUGCGCUGCCGUCAGAGAGACGCGACCUGCAGCUCCUCACGCGCGCCUGGGUUGCGGAGCGCUCCGCUCCCGAACUCCUCGAGUGGCCGUCAGACGGGCUUUUCGAGCGCAUCAACGAUCGUAUAAAACAGCAGAUCGAGCAUGUCGAGGACAUGACUGGAAAUAUGGAUCCCAAGACCAAUUUUGCCCUCAUAGUUAUCCAGACCGAAUUGGAGAGGUACAAGUUUCUAGUUAGAAGCUAUCUCCGUGCAAGAAUGGCCAAGAUUGAUAAGCAUACUCUGCACUACCUAUCGACGCCGUCCCUUCGCGGCAGACUUUCUGAAACCGAACUAGCCUAUGCCACGAGGCACCAAGCCUUGUUGCAUAACCACUAUUUGUCUUCGUUCCUGGCAUCAUUCCCACCUGCCCUCCAAAACCUCAACGACACGGCCGGCAACAUAAGCAUGAUCGACACGCCCGAUUUGGACUCUGCAGUUUUUAUUCGGUUGCUACGUGAUGCCUUCGUAGAGGGCAAGGGCACAGACUCUGACGGGGCCAUGGAAGGCAGAGAUGGCGACAUCCUCAUCCUUCGGUGGUCAGAUGCCAAGCCUUUGGUCGAUGAGGGCAACGCGGAAUUGGUCUGAACCGAUCGACCCAGUGUCAAUUCUUCUUGCUGCUGGGAGUAAAACAAUCCCAUCACCAUUCGUCAUCCCCCCCUCCAUACUCCAGCGUUGGCGUCCAGCCCAAUACGGUUACGGAGUAUAAAUGGCUACAAUUUCAGCCACAGGGUCCGGAUCAGCAAGCUGAAAAUUAUGGAGUAAAUAAACCCAGGCAGGACAGGGCGCAGGGAGCAAGCCUCAAGCAGUUUUUUACUUUUCACCGACAGGCAAUGCAUUAUGCGAAUAACAAAAAAAAAAAAAAAAA